Oryzias latipes (Japanese medaka) is the source of this 4127-nucleotide messenger RNA. RefSeq names its product neuroligin 3b (gene nlgn3b). NCBI's taxonomy places the organism in Eukaryota, Metazoa, Chordata, Actinopteri, Beloniformes, Adrianichthyidae. Gene Ontology annotation, molecular function: neurexin family protein binding. Gene Ontology annotation, cellular component: membrane. The record is from RefSeq and is a predicted model, not a curated record.
AUUUAUUGCACUGGCGUAUCCCAGUGGUUGCCUAGUAACGCGCUGGCAGUGGGCGCCGUAGAAGGAUCUAUGGUGGGCGCUCCAUUAAAACCGUUGGCGCUCCUGACCUUGGCGUCGUGAAUGCGCAAAGCACACAGACGGUGCAGAGGAGCAGAUAAGAGCGAAGAUCUGCGCGUUUGAUACCGACGCCGGGAGGAAUAUUUCUCACACACCGCUUUGUUUUGCAGCCACACGGGCAUGAUGGAGGAAAUGUCGGGAUGAAGCGCGGUCCAGCAGAUCUCCGUACAAUGCAAUGAAAAAAGGAAGCAGAGGCUUUCCAUACCUGGCUGAGGUGAACUCGGAUUUGGAAACUGAUCUAAAGGCACACUGAGAGAUGCCCGUUUGACAGAGUCGGUGCAAAGAGGCUGAACAGACACUAGAGUGUGCAUUUGUGUUGUGUGAGGGCGCCGUCUCGCUCAGACCAUGUGGCUGGCUACGUUUAGAGGCCAUCUGUUGCCUACACACCUGCUACAUCAGCAAGGAACCACAACCCUCGCCCACUGUGCCCUUCUUUGGUGGAUAUCAUGUUCCUGCUGGUCACUGACCAAAGCAACAAGCCAGAAAUUCUACCCAACGGUGACAACCCAGUUUGGGAAGCUGCGGGGCCUUAGGGUUCCUGUGCCCAGUGAAGUUCUCAGGCCAGUUGAUCAAUACCUCGGGGUUCCUUAUGCGGCGCCACCUGUAGGCGAGAAGCGUUUCAUGCCGCCUGAGCAGCCGUCAUCUUGGUCAGGUGUAAAGAAUGCUACCCACUUCAUGCCUGUGUGCCCUCAGAACAUCCACAGCACAGUGCCAGAGAUCAUGAUGCCCAUAUGGUUCACAUACAACCUGGACACUGUAGCAACUUACAUUCAGGAUCAGAGCGAGGACUGUUUGUAUCUGAACAUCUACGCUCCAACAGAUGAUGGAAGCCAACACAGGAAAAAGGGGGCGUCUUUCUCACAUGCCGAGAUUCAUAUAUCCGAAGAUAUAAGGGACUCCGAAGCCCGACCUGUGAUGGUUUAUAUCCACGGAGGCUCCUAUAUGGAGGGCACCGGCAACAUGAUGGACGGCAGCAUUCUGGCCAGUUAUGGGAACGUUAUUGUCGUCACACUCAACUACAGAAUUGGAAUAUUAGGCUUUCUCAGCACCGGUGACCAGGCAGCAAAAGGCAACUAUGGACUCCUGGAUCAGAUUCAAGCUCUCCGCUGGAUAAGUAAAAACAUUGGAUACUUUGGAGGAGACCCAGGUCGCAUCACAGUCUUUGGAUCUGGAAUUGGUGCUUCUUGUGUCAGUCUGCUCACUCUCUCUCACCACUCAGAGGGUCUUUUCCACAGAGCCAUCAUCCAAAGUGGUUCAGCACUGUCCAGCUGGGCGGUCAACUACCAGCCAGUCAAGUACACCCGCAUGCUGGCUGAGAGGGUGGGCUGCAAUGUGUUGGACACGGUGGACAUGGUAUCCUGCCUGCAGAAGAAAAGCGCCAAGGAACUUGUUGAACAAGACAUCCAGGCUGCCCGCUAUCGUGUCGCGUUUGGACCCGUCAUUGACGGUGACGUCAUCCCUGAUGACCCAGAGAUUCUGAUGGAGCAGGGCGAGUUCCUCAACUACGAUAUAAUGCUGGGUGUCAACCAGGGUGAAGGGCUGCGCUUUGUGGAGAAUGCGAUGGACCUGGAGGAUGGCGUGUCUGGCAGUGACUUUGACUUUGCUGUGUCAGACUUUGUUGACAGCUUGUACGGGUAUCCAGAGGGAAAAGACACACUGAGGGAGACAAUUAAAUUUAUGUACACAGACUGGGCCGACAAAGAUAACCCAGAGACCAGAAGGAAGACUCUUGUUGCUCUCUUCACUGACCACCAGUGGGUGGAACCAUCAGUUGUUACAGCAGACCUACAUGCCCGCUAUGGCUCGCCCACUUACUUCUACGCCUUCUACCACCACUGCCAGAGCCUUAUGAAACCGGUGUGGUCGGACUCAGCCCAUGGAGAUGAGGUGCCUUAUGUGUUUGGCAUUCCUAUGGUGGGCCCAACAGAUCUGUUCCCCUGUAACUUCUCCAGGAAUGACAUCAUGCUCAGUGCUGUAGUUAUGACGUACUGGACCAACUUUGCAAAGAGCGGGGAUCCCAACAAGCCGGUGCCACAGGACACCAAGUUCAUCCACACUAAAGCCAACCGCUUUGAAGAGGUGGCCUGGUCUAAAUACAACCCAUAUGAUCAAAUGUAUUUGCAUAUUGGUCUGAAGCCUCGCAUUCGUGACCACUACCGUGCCACCAAAGUGGCCUUCUGGAAACAUCUGGUGCCCCAUCUGUACAACCUCCACGACAUGUUCCAUUACUCCUCCACUACCACCAAAGUCACCCCUCUGGAUGCUACCCAGUCCAAUGGCAAGAGGUCGAGCAGCACCGGACGUACUCCCAUAUCUACCGCCAACAGUCACGGCGAAGGGGGCGGUGAGAUGGGUCCUCUAAUCAUGCCGAACCCAAGAGAUUACUCCACAGAGCUGAGUGUCACCAUCGCUGUAGGGGCGUCAUUACUCUUCCUCAAUGUUCUGGCCUUUGCGGCACUGUACUACCGCAAGGACAAGCGCAGUCGCCAGGAAACAUCCCAGCAGCCCAGUCCUCAGCGUGAGAGCAAAGGCAACAGUGCAGGUCACACCAACACAGUGGAUGAGACCCUGUCAUCCCAGCAAAGGAACCCGUGUGAGGCCCUUCACAAUCCUCUCCACGUCUCACCCAGCUACUCCAUCAGUCAGCGUCGCUCCCCUGAUGACAUCCCUCUGAUGACCCCCAACAACAUCACCAUGAUCCCCAAUUCCCUAAUGGGCCUCUCCAACAUGAGCCCAUAUAGCACCUUUCCUGCUGGUUACAGCUCGGCUGGUUUGCCCAGCACUCACUCAACCACACGGGUAUAGCUUCAUAGCCAACGGAGAUGAGAAAUAUUGUAUACACGAAACAUGAAAUGUAAAACUGUAUUUAGGAUGUGUAGAUAAAAAAGAAGGAUUGAAGAUGUUUAUUCAUUCUUUUCCAAAGGUGUUACACCUCCAACAUCUUGCCUUUGCUCUCUCGUGAUAGGAAAUCAAACUGCUUAGUCAUUUUAUAAUAACCAGUUUCAAUGGUGGUAAAAAAAAUAAAGUGCAUUUCAUUUUUCACGUUGGCUUUUUUGGAACUUUACCCUGCAAGAACUUAGUAUAAUGUUUAUACAGUUGGAUUUGUAUGAGAAGCUUUUUCUUACUCUGUGAUAUCUAUUUUGCUCUUGUGGGACAAAGUGACAUUACAAUUUGUGGUGGACAGAGAUGAGUUCUGGAAAAAAAAGUGUAAGAAGUAGUAUUAUGAUUGCAAUAUUCAAGCUAUUUUAUACAUAUCUCUCAUUUGACAUUGCUUAUUAUAGAAAUGUAUUUUUACUGUAAUUGCUUUAAAAAUGCGUUGUACAUUGCUUACAACAGGAGUUACUGUGGAAUCAUAGCAGAAACCAUGGACGUCUCACUUAGAUAAUGGUCAAACACUGUAAAAAUCAUUUCAAAUGUUUCCUUCUGGUCAUAUUGAAACUGGUGGGGGUCUGUGGAUGGGGGAGUUGGUCGAGGCAUCAAAAAAUUACAUUAUAAAAUGUAAAUUAUGCAUUUUUUAAAUGAAUUAUUCACUUUUGCAUCAUGUAAUGUCGUGUGACUUAUUGUAGUCUAAUUGAGUAUCCUUGCCAUAUUUUAGCUUUAUGUGCUCAUGAUUUUUGCUAGGUACACUGUAGUAAUAUAACUUUUGCCUCACUAUAGACAAAAAUAAUUACUUAAGAUGUGUUUCACUGACUAACUCAUAUUUUUUUUUGCCUUUCCUUCUUUGUACAGCAUAAUCCUAGCCCAAUAUUUAAUUUCUUGUUUGUUUACCAAUACUGUAAGGAGAGAUUACUCUAAAUGUAUAUAUACCAAUUCAGUUAUUCACUCUUAAGAUGGAGUCUUAAGGGACUGAAAAGACUUCUGCUUCAAAGGAUUGGGACCCUGGAAACCAUAAAUCUAAAGGACGUCCUUUACUGACUGGACAUAAUGGGAGAUCUGAUAUGUUUCUUUUGAACUUAUCAUAACAUUGUUUUAUCUAAAUGAAAAAUUAUUAAAAGAUUUUUCAAACUAAA